UCUGCUAUCGGGAUCAGCGGGCUUUCUGCCACUCGGGGAGGAUGCCCACCUAAGCAGAGCGGGCCAGGCAAACCCCUGCUAUUUCCGAGUAGGACAACGCACUCGAGAAUAUUCCCUAAGAGGCACUCCUUCUCAUAUUCGUAUCUUGUGGUUGGCAUCCCUGUGGGCUGGGCAGGGGCAUCUGGCGGCUUGAUCUCCGCCGAUCUACCGCCUUCGCCUAAGUGGCUGUCGUGGCUCUGGCCGGGCACGGGGGUGACCAAAGGGUGGUACCAUGUCGAUGCUGCGGACUAUCUCGAGCGAGGAAAUGGUCACUUGGGUCUCCGUGGGAAGCUCGAUGCUUACCUCGCGUCUUUGGGAAUCGACCCUGGGCUGUAUCCCAAAGCCUACCUCCUAACUGCCGCCAAGUUCCUCGGCUACCAUUUUAACCCCGUGUCUUUUUGGUAUCUCUACGGAGCGAACAACGAGAUGGCGGCCAUGAUUCUGGAAGUCAACAACACCUUCGGCGAAAGGCGAAUGUACUUCCUGCUUCCCACGGAACGAGAUACCGAUCGUCGAAUUACGCAGCCGGACGUGGUGGACGGCAAACCUUUAACGAGACUCAAACAGAAAUGGCCCAAGGACUUCCAUGUGUCGCCAUUCAACUCGCGAAAAGGGACGUACACGCUAGAUGCCCACGAUGUCCUCGCGCCGGGCACGCAGUGUCAUGGCAACAUCGACAUCACCAUUGUGCUGCAAUCUUCCAAGGCGCACGGCAAACUUGUCGCCAAAAUAUUUUCCGACGGCCCCAGCAUUGAUCCCGCCCAGUUGUUCUUGUGGCAACGUAUCAACUUUCUAGCCCGGUGGUGGUGGGUGGGGUUUAUCACCUUUCCCAGGAUAGUCAAGGAAGCGGGCGUGCUCUUCUUCCUGAGGAAGCUCCAUGUCUGGUUCCGUCCCGAGCCGCUGAAGGAAACCGUCGGACGCCUGGCCGAUAAAAUAGAGCGCGACCUGGAGUUCGUCUUCAGGAGGUACUUGCGGCACAUUGUGGAACGAUCCGAAUCGGCCUUGGUCGUCAAGUAUAUCCCAGGCGGCAUCUCCAACGCCACGGCCGAGCUCAUGCUCUCACCCUCGGCCGCGCGGUCCGAACAUCACGAAACUGAGCACCUCGAGUUCAAGGUCCUGACGCCGGCUUUCUACUCGCGAUUUGUUCACUAUGCCCACGAUCUAGAGGCCUUGUUUUGCGAGCUGCGUGAAAGCAACACCAUCUGGCUGUCCAACCCGGAACUCCUCCCCAAGCUGGCACUGCGGAGACCGCCGCCGCCGCUCCAAGCGACGAGCUAUGUGGACUUUGUAUCAUUCAAAGCUCUCCAGAGGCUCCGGCAGCGACCUGAGCGGAUUGUACGGCCACUUACCUCCAGCCAGACAAUCGCCACAAAUGCCUCGGCUCAAGACGUGAGGGGCUUCCGCAUCUCCUCCAUGGACGCUUUUGUGCUCUCCUACAAUGACCCGGAUAUGAAGGCCGUAUAUCGAAACUCUACCCUCAGGCUGUUCAUCGCAAACAGAACGGCCAUGGGCAUAGUGCCGCUGCUCGAGGGCCAAAUAUUCCUGCUACGUCUUGCUACCGCUUGGCUUAUCGCACGCUCCUUGAACGCUUUAAUUGCGCUGCUAUCAAACACAAUGACAGCCUGAUAAUGAUCACGGGUGUUUCGGAUGGGCAGUUGGUGGAUAUAGACAUCUAUGGGGGUGCUUAUUCGAGUGAUCUGAUCGAGGCAGCUAUCUUACACAAGUGUCAAGUUUUCCACUUUCCAGCUCCGAACAUACUCCCACGUCAUCCUUGGCAGCUCGAUGAUACCCUCUCUUCUGUAGGCGCAC
Gaeumannomyces tritici R3-111a-1 is the source of this 1848-nucleotide messenger RNA. RefSeq lists its product as hypothetical. The record is from RefSeq and is a predicted model, not a curated record. The transcript is spliced from 2 exons. Lineage: Eukaryota; Fungi; Ascomycota; Sordariomycetes; Magnaporthales; Magnaporthaceae. The coding region runs from base 466 to 1665 and encodes 399 amino acids.